Messenger RNA from Paecilomyces variotii, 1476 nucleotides. Its product is annotated as Alpha/Beta hydrolase protein. The coding region runs from base 248 to 1246 and encodes 332 amino acids. The record is from RefSeq and is a predicted model, not a curated record. Lineage: Eukaryota; Fungi; Ascomycota; Eurotiomycetes; Eurotiales; Thermoascaceae. Gene Ontology annotation, molecular function: hydrolase activity. The transcript is spliced from 3 exons.
CCGGGGGCCGAGUCUGGGACAGCAUCCGGUCGAAGACUUGGACUAGUUAUUCAAUUGAUGGAUCGUGCCAUCUCUUCUGGUGGAGAUGGUUGGACUGACCGGAUGACGUCUGUAUGAACAUGAUGUUCAUUAAGAGCCAUCAUAAUAAAAUGUCGCAGGCCAUUGCUCUCUUACCUACUCAUCAAACGUUUUCGGUUUUGCUUCAAGCUGUGUGAGACAGGAAUUCACCUCUUAGCUGUUUGCUAAUAUGGGUUCGAUCCCCAAAACAGGGACGCGCACCCAACUGGACAAGGAAAUCGAGGCUUUCCUGUCAAAGAACCCCGAUCUUCAUCUCGGUUCAACAGACUUCACCCACGAGCGUCAACAUCACACACGCGUAUUUGGCUUCCAUGCCCUGCCCGAAGAGCAGCGCGCCCCGAUAGGACACGUUGAGUUCGUCACCCUCCGCGGUCCUUACGGCACGAUCCCGGUUCGCGUGUUCUACCCGGAAUCUGGGGAGGACAGAACACGCGCUGACGAUGCCGCUGCACUUGUCUAUUUCCAUGGAGGAGGUUAUACUAUUGGAACGGUAGACGAAUUCGAGAAUGGCUGUCGCAUUCUGGCCGAAGAGGCCGGCGUGCAAGUCUACGCGGUCGAAUACAGAUUGUCUCCUGAAUGGAGAUACCCAACACAGCUGGAUGAAUAUGACUUCGUGGUUGACUGGUUGCAAGGUCAGGGCGGAAAAGAAAUGGGUGUCAGUCCAGACAGAGUGAUGGGCGGCGGUGACAGUGCAGGCGGAAAUAUGACUGCCAGCUUAUGUUUGCGACGACUGGAUCAAGGCAAAAAGCCUCUUCAUGCCCAAUUUCUCUUAUAUCCGGAGACAAGGCUACCAUUUGAUACGUCGGCUGCAGCAGAGAAUACUGGCGGACCGUAUCUAGAAUGCAAUGGCAUUUUCGCUUUUGCAGCUCACUACCUUCCUCGUGGAGGCUCUGUCGCUCCUUCGCACCGCUACAUAACGCCCGGUUCGCAGCCUUCUUCGGCACUGAAGGGACUCCCACCAGCUGCCGUCUUUACCUGUGGCUUUGACUGCCUUCGUGAUGUUGGAAUUGAAUAUGCAUCGACCCUUAAAGAUGCGGGUAACCAGAUUAUCUGGCAUCAUUUCGAUACCCUGUGUCAUGGAUUCCUGCAAAUGGCGCCUUGGAGCAAGCAAGCGCUGGCGGCAACGAAGCAAGUCGCCUUGGAGAUGAAGCGACUGGGGUAUUCUUAAUACGGCCUAUGAACUCUUCCGCCGUCGAAAAGGAUAUCGCGUAAAUUAUCGACGUGUUUACAUAUCUUUUCUUUUAAAUAGGUCUCUUUUUUCUAUGUAGACAGCCGAGCCGUCACGCGGAUUUGCGCGGCAUGAAUGAACAAGCAUAUGAAGUUCAAAUACUACCCGUGAAAUGUAAGGAUUACAUGUAAAAAUGCCCCUGUUGAUGUUAUCUUUGUGUGCAUCUCGAC